Messenger RNA from Orbicella faveolata, 812 nucleotides. RefSeq names its product SUMO-conjugating enzyme UBC9-like. The record is from RefSeq and is a predicted model, not a curated record. NCBI's taxonomy places the organism in Eukaryota, Metazoa, Cnidaria, Anthozoa, Scleractinia, Merulinidae.
GAUUCAAGCGCGCCUACUUUCAAAAUGGCGGCAGCCAGAGUACAACUCGUGGAUCCAGUCGAAAGACUGAAAGAAGAGUACAAAGCCUGGAAACACAAUCACCCCAAGGAUUUCAUCGCGAAACCAGUUAAGAAGGACGAUGAAGAAAUCGACUGGCUUACAUGGCAAUGUGCUAUCCCAGGACCUAAAAAGACCAUUUGGGAAGGAGGUAUGUACAAGCUGGAGUUGUCAUUUCCCGAGGAUUACCCAUUUUCACCUCCUAAAUGUGUGUUCAAUCCCAUCAUCUUACAUCCAAAUGUGUUUCCCUCCGGCAAAGUUUCCUUGUCACUGAUUGACAAGAGUAAAGGCUGGAAGCCACAAAUCACCGCUAAAGAGGUACUCCUUGGUAUUCAGCUGUUGUUAGGUGAACCUAAUUUCCAGGACCCAGCUCAGGCAGAAGCUUAUGUAGUUUAUUGCCAAAGCCGGAUGGAAUACGAAGAAAGAGUUAAGAAGCAAGCAAAAGAGAUGGCUCCUAAUGGACUAGGAUAAAACUAACCACAAUAUUAAACAUAUUAAAGAACAAGAGAAAAUGAUAAUUAUUAAGAAACUAUUGUAAGAGUAGAGGAAAUAGCAGCAGCUGUUUCAUGAUCUGGCAGUGCUCUAUAGGCUCAGUUUCUGCCACUCCCUCCAGUCCCAUCCUGUUCCUCCUCUACUGGAGAGGAUUGGGGAGUUCUUUUGCCAAACAGUGGCUGGCAAUCAUACCCAUAUACUCUAAGGCUACAAGACUUCCUGCUACCUUUAAAUUUGUUUUAAUGUCGGUUCUAGUAAUGUGG